GCGACGCGAGGGGACGGGUCGAAUGUUCGCGAAGGAUCGCGGAAGCAGCGCGGAGCUUCCCGAACCUUCCCGAGUGCGGCCCGGCCCGGCCUGGAGUUACCGGCUACACCGGCUGCCCGGCCCGGCCUGGAGUUACCGGCUACACCGGCUGCCCGGCCCGGCCUGGAGCGGAUCGGCGGCAGUGGCCAUGUCCGCCUUGUGCUACAACAAGAGCUGCGGGCAGCGUUUCGACCCCGACAAGAACAGCGAAGAUGCUUGCACAUACCACCCUGGCGUACCCGUGUUUCAUGAUGCAUUGAAGGGGUGGUCUUGUUGCGAGCGACGAACCUCGGAUUUUUCAGAAUUUCUGAGUAUUGGGGGUUGCACCGAAGGACGGCACAGUAAUGUAAAGACCCCAGACCCAGUCAAACCUGAAGUGAAGACCUCCCCGGAACUCACAGCAAAAUUCAAUGAAAAAGCUACCCAGAAGCGAAAACCAGUUGAAGCAAUUAUAAGACCAAGUCCGGAUGCCCCAAUGGUAAAGUUGGAACAAAAGGUUUCUCCAGCAUUGAAAAAAGUACUGGAAAAGCUAGAUUUAACUGUUCAUAAUGGACGUGAAAAUAAAGAUACUAAAGAAAUAAAGAUUGGAACCACAUGUAAAAAUGCAGGUUGUAAUAAGACUUUUCUGGAUACAAGCAGCAAUGAAGAGAUAUGUGCUCAUCACUCUGGAGUGCCCAUUUUUCACGAAGGAAUGAAAUUCUGGAGCUGUUGUAAGAAAAAAACUUCAGAUUUCAAUUCUUUCCUGGCCCAACCAGGGUGUACUCAAAGCAAACAUGUGUGGAACAAAGCACAUAAAGGCAAUAAAUUCAUACCAUGUCGACAUGAUUGGCACCAAACUGGAGGACAAAUUACAAUCACUAUUUAUGCCAAAAACUCCAUCCCAGAACAGAGUUAUGUUGAAGCUAACAGCACAGUGCUGAAUAUCCACAUCUUAUUUGAAAGGGAUGAGAAAUUUGAACAGAGAUUAAACUUAUGGGGUGUCAUUGAUGUUAGUAGGAGUCAAAUGAGUAUGACAUCUGCGAAGAUUGAAAUUACAAUGAAGAAAGCUGAACCUGUAUUAUGGGCUCGGCUUGAUCUACCUCCACCUGAGCCUCCAAAAGAAGCAGAGCUACAGGAAUCAAGUGAUGAAAACUGAAUAACUGGGAACAAUAUAGGAAUGUGAAAUGGGACAUGAAUGAGAAGGAGUAGAAAACGCAUUGUUAAAAUUGGUUUGUGAGAUUCACUUGCAUUCUGUUUCAUUUAAUACAAAUGUUUCAUGAACUGGUUGCUUUAUUUUUGAUGCAUACUGUGGAGAAAGACUUAUGACCAUUGUACCACAUCUUGCUGUAGUUUUAAGCUGCGUAGACUUGCAUUGUGUAACCUAUGUAACUCCAUUAUCCAGCACAUUAUAAAAUGCCCCAAAGCUACAACAUCCUCAAUGACUGAUGAAAUAUAAUUAAAAUUUAUCUUUAGUGCUUUUCAGAAUGUUUUACAUGCCUUCAUUAAAUCACAUUUUAUUCCUGUGAAAUAAUCCAUUCAAUUUUUUCCUAGACUUUUUAAGUUUAAUUCCACAGAUGUAAAAAAAAAAAUCAGUUUUCAUUGAAGGACUCUGAAGUAUGGUGGGAAUAGAAGAUAAUAUAAUGCAACUAAAAUUAUGGAUUUAAAAACUUAAUCCUUCUAGAGAAAUAAAGAUUAUUGGAACAGAGAGAAAAGCAAGUUGGCCUAGGUAGCGGAGAAUAUGGGGGAAGUAAUAGAUGGAACAAAAUGAAUUUCACUAAGGUGAAAUAAUUGGGUAGUUAAGAUUCACCUCACUUUGUGUAAUGUGUUGCUAUGGUUGACCAUGCAAAUAAGGGAUGACAGAAAAAUAGCCAAUCCUCAUACAGAGCAAGCUUGAGUUUCCUAUAAUGGCACAAUUAACCCCUGCAGACGGCAGUGUGGCCAGAUGGAAGAUCAGCUGAUUUUUAUUGAGCUUGUGAAAGGCCUCUUCAUUAGUACAUGAGGCCAUAGCCAAAGGUCAGUGUGUGAAUGGGAAGUGAAUUAAAGAGCAAGCUACUAGUAGCUCAGGAUCACUUCUGUAGACUGAGCACAGGUGCUCAGGCUAAUUGGACUGUAGCAACAAAGAAUUGCAGAUGCUGGUUUACAACAGACCCAAGAUGCCGGAGCAACUUAGUAGUUCCGGCAGAUUUUCUGGAGAACAUGGAUAGGUAAUGCUUUGGGUCAGGACCCUUCUUCAGACUGGUUGGGCUGAAUAUUCUUUGUUCCAGCAAUGGAUUAAAAUGUUGAAAUUCAUGUUACUGAUUCUGUUGGUUCCAUCUAUGAUAUAAAUUCCACAAAUUAUAAUGUUUUUAAUUUGUUACUUUAAAUAAAUAAGAAGGAUGUUGGCUGGUAGUGGUAAUUGCCAAUACCAAAUUUAUGGUCCCUAAUUUGUAAUGAGAAUCACAUCUUGCACAGGUUUGCUUCUAUGUGCUACUGUUCAAAUGCGCUGGAGGGUAAAAAAACAGUAAGUUUGUAAUAGUAACAAUGUAAUAAAAUCUUUAAUGUUUUUUCCAAUACUA
Messenger RNA from Amblyraja radiata (thorny skate), 2573 nucleotides. Its product is annotated as cysteine and histidine-rich domain-containing protein 1. NCBI's taxonomy places the organism in Eukaryota, Metazoa, Chordata, Chondrichthyes, Rajiformes, Rajidae. The record is from RefSeq and is a predicted model, not a curated record. The coding region runs from base 23 to 1174 and encodes 383 amino acids. The transcript is spliced from 12 exons.